GUGCAGAUAGGAUAAAGAGACAUAAAUGACGAACGGGCGCAUCACCCUCUAUUGUCCCUAUGAUUUAUAUAUGGAGGGAAUGAAUAAGAGACUGCAGGUUGUUCACUGUUGGAUAGGACAUUCACUAUUGGAGACCAAUGCCCUCAAGGAACCUCGGUUUCACUGAGCCAGGCUGCAAGAGAAUGACCCCCAAAUCUACAUGCGCUUUAGAAAGAAGAAAUGGGACAUUUAACUCUAACUGGAGUUCAACAUCAGAUCUCGUGCAAGGAUUGAUGAUCACUAAAGAUCAACAAAUUAAACACAACAGAGAAUCUGAGCUGGUUAACGUAGACUUGACGACUGAAGAAUGCUCAUAUGUGUUUGUUAAUGAGAACACAAGAACGAAAAGCCAAAGAAAAAAGAUGCCAGGUAAAUCACCGAGCAAACAACGUGGCAAUCGCAGAAUGAAGGCGAACGACAGAGAAAGGGAUCGUAUGCAUAAACUGAACUCCGCCCUGGAUACCCUGAGAAGCGUCCUUCCAACUUUUUCUGAAGACGCGAAAUUGACAAAAAUUGAGACUUUAAGAUUCGCUCAUAAUUAUAUCUGGGCAUUGUCAGAAACGCUGAGAAUUGCAGAUCAUGUUCGACAUAUUUCACAUCACGUUCAAGAGAACCUCCAAGUGGUGCCAAGUGGAUGUUUGGAUUUGCGUUACAGCGCACCAGACGAUUGCAUGUCCAAAUGGCACUCAUCGAUCUCACCAUCAAGUUGGCAAGAAACACAAGGCAACUACACAAAUUUAUUACUUGAGGAAUUUAACAGCAAUUUUCAAGAAAACUUGAAUUUUCGUUUUGCCAGAGAAAGCUUAUGCGAGUAGCAAGAUUUUUUCCUAAUCCAUCAAAUUUAGCAGAUUUGGUUUUUGCAUUGUUGCAUCUAUGCCUUCCAAAAAAAAAAAA
Messenger RNA from Paramisgurnus dabryanus, 933 nucleotides. The record is from RefSeq and is a predicted model, not a curated record. NCBI's taxonomy places the organism in Eukaryota, Metazoa, Chordata, Actinopteri, Cypriniformes, Cobitidae.